AUGAUCUCUUCGGCGGCAUGGAUUGCUAAAGGAAAGGCAGCACAUCAUCCUACAUCAUACAAAGUGGACGAUAAUGAACUUGAACGUGUUGCAAAAUUAGCAAACGUUCAUUUCGAAGAUGCAAAAGCACAAUUUGAACGUGCACAAAGGGUAGCAGCAGGAUGGCACGAUGGAAAAGAGAUUGGUGAGGAUGAAGGAUGGGAAGAUGAUGACAAAGAAGAAGUUAAAGAAGAUGAAGCAAUGGAUGCAGAAGAUGAAGAUCAGGACACAGUCACCAAACCUGCAGCAAAAGAAGAUCCCAACGAUUUGAGUAGAUACAAUCUUGACAAUUACGACAAUGACGACAAUGAAGCAACUACUAUGGGACCUUUCAGCAAUAUCAAAGGACUACAAUAUUACCGCAACAAUGAUGAAGAUCCGUAUAUCACCCUCAAAGAAGAUCCUGUCGAAGCACAAGAAGAAAGGGAGGAAUUAGAAGUUAUGCCAACAGACAACAUGAUCAUCACAGCAAAAACAGAAGAUGAAGUUUCAUUGUUAGAAGCAUACGUUUAUAUUCACGAAGAUGCAAACUUAUACGUUCACCAUGAUCUCAUGCUUCCAUCUUUCCCUCUAUGUUUGGAAUGGCUGGAUUACAAGCCAAGCGGUGGAGGUGAAGGAUCGGCUGAUCAAAACAGUAACGUAGGUGCAAAAGGAAACUUUAUUGCAGUCGGUACAAUGGAUCCAGAGAUUGAGAUUUGGAGUAUGGACGUUGUAGAAGGGCUAUUCCCCGAUGCAAUCUUGGGACAAAAAGAUAUUACCGAACAAUUAAAUGCACCCAAAGGAACGGGAAAGAAGAAACGGAAGCAAGCAAAGGAACGGGUACCCAAUGCAAAUUACCACGUCGAUGCAGUCCUGGGCCUCUCAUGGAACAAGCUGGCCAGAAAUCUUCUCGCAAGUGCUUCGGCUGAUUCUACUGUGAAAUUAUGGGAUCUUUCAAAACCUGCAGAUGAAAAUGGAGGCACAAAUGCGUUACGAUCAUUUGGAGACCUACACACAGACAAAGUACAAAGUGUAGCAUGGGAUACGAGUAAUUCUUCUCGUGGUUCGAUAGGUCAACCUGCUCGUCUAUUAAGUGGAAGUUAUGACAAGACCAUUUGCGUUUUUGACAGUAGAAGCCCAUCAGAUGUUGUUCGUGCAAGCGUUUCUUCUGAUCUUGAAUCAGUUCGAUGGAACCCAUGGCGGGAACAUAACUUCUUUGUUUCUAUGGAAGAUGGUCUCGUUCAAUCAUUCGAUGCACGUAUGUUGACAAAAGAGAAAUCAGCUUCGGCAAUCUUUACGCUUUCAGCACAUGAUGGUGCGUGUACAUCUUUGGAUAUCAGUCCACAUAUUCCUGGUUGCAUCGUUACUGGAGGAACAGAUAAAUUGGUCAAACUCUGGAACGUUGAGGGAGAUUCCUCAUUCGAGGUGAAUGCUGCUAAUCAAGAUAUCAAUUGGCGCCCUUCUUCGCUCAGCAUGGUCGCAAGUCGUAAUUUGGACGCAGGUAAAAUCUUUUCCGUUCAAUUCUCACCCGAUGAUCCUCUCACUUUGGUAGCUGCUGGAUCUAGAGGCGUUUUGCGUGUUUGGGAUGCAUUGGCAAACGUAGGAGCACGAAAGACUUUUGGUGAUCGUCUAAGAGCUAUGCCAAAUGACCCUGCGAAAACGGCUAUUCGGAUCGAUGGUAACGAACCCGCACGUGGAGAUGGUGUUGUCAGUUUAGCAGAUGAAAGCGAUAAUGAAAGUGACGAUGGAGGCCACGGUGGCGAUGUUGCCAUGGAGGAGUAA
Messenger RNA from Meira miltonrushii, 1800 nucleotides. RefSeq names its product WD40 repeat-like protein. The coding region runs from base 1 to 1800 and encodes 599 amino acids. Gene Ontology annotation, molecular function: protein binding. Gene Ontology annotation, cellular component: nucleus. Gene Ontology annotation, biological process: rRNA processing. Lineage: Eukaryota; Fungi; Basidiomycota; Exobasidiomycetes; Exobasidiales; Brachybasidiaceae. The transcript has a single exon. The record is from RefSeq and is a predicted model, not a curated record.